Molecule: messenger RNA, 860 nt
Organism: Epinephelus fuscoguttatus (brown-marbled grouper)
Lineage: Eukaryota; Metazoa; Chordata; Actinopteri; Perciformes; Serranidae
Gene: cabp4
Product: calcium binding protein 4
Exons: 7
Coding region: 1-696 (231 amino acids)
Molecular function (GO): calcium ion binding
Source: RefSeq, a predicted model, not a curated record
AUGUCUCCACGAGUGGGGAGGGGGGCCGCCGCUGGCAGAGCGCCCGCCCCUGGGAGAUUCAAAAACAAGGCUCUUCAGCUCAGCCUCUCCAAGAAAUUCUGCUCAAAGUCUUCCUCGGACCGGGGGAAGGACUCUGUUGAGGAGGAGGGACGUCGGCACAGUAAAAGGAGCCUCAGCAACAGCUCAGCGGUGGCCGCUGCCUACAUCUCCUACCUCAAUAAACUCUUUGGACAGGAGAGAGAGCUGAUGCCAGAGGAGUUAGAUGAGCUCCAGGAGGCCUUUAAGGAGUUUGACUACGAUGCGGAUGGCUUCAUCCAUUACAAAGACAUCGCAGACUGCAUGAGGACCAUGGGCUACAUGCCUACAGAGAUGGAGCUCAUUGAGAUCAUCCAGCAAAUCAAGAUGAAAUGGGGUGGUCAUGUAGACUUUGAUGAUUUCUGUGAGUUAAUGGGGCCGAGGAUGCUGGCUGAGACAGCUCAUAUGGUCGGGCUGAAGGAGCUCCGCUGCGCCUUCAAACAGUUCGACUGUGACGGUGAUGGAAAGAUCACGCUUGAUGAGCUGAAGGAGGGCAUGAAGACCCUCCUGGGGGAGAAGCUGAAGAAAGGCGAGUUGGAGGAGAUCCUCAGCGACAUUGACCUCAACAAGGACGGCAACAUCGACUUUGAUGAGUUUGUUAUGAUGCUUUCUGCACGAUGACCUCUGAUGGAAGAAGAUGGAUCAUACAGCGCCGGAUUCAUACGGACCAACUCAUAAGCACUGCCUGCUGUUAUUGUUCUUUCUCUGUGACAUUAUCGAAAUGUCUGAUUGUAAAACAAAACAUGAUUGAGUCAGAGAGAUCUGUUCCUGUUUUUAUAAUAAAA